Messenger RNA from Synchiropus splendidus (mandarinfish), 3544 nucleotides. It is a transcript of the gene skor2, whose product is annotated as SKI family transcriptional corepressor 2. Lineage: Eukaryota; Metazoa; Chordata; Actinopteri; Syngnathiformes; Callionymidae. Gene Ontology annotation, biological process: negative regulation of transcription by RNA polymerase II; negative regulation of BMP signaling pathway. Gene Ontology annotation, molecular function: SMAD binding; RNA polymerase II cis-regulatory region sequence-specific DNA binding; DNA-binding transcription factor activity, RNA polymerase II-specific. The record is from RefSeq and is a predicted model, not a curated record. Gene Ontology annotation, cellular component: nucleus; transcription regulator complex. Bases 181 to 2562 code for a protein of 793 amino acids. The transcript has 9 exons.
CGCGGCGAGUCGGCGCUUCUCUCCGUGAAGUUCAUGAAUCCACCAGUUUCUAAAGAAUGCAGGGCGCGUCGAUGUGCCAUCUGAAGGGAUAUUUUGCAACUGUGUGAACGUCUUUUUUUUGUGGAGGGAUUACACUCUCUGGAAUUUAGGUUUUAAUUUUUUUGACAUUUUAAUAUCAAAAUGGAAAAGAGCCAUCUUUCCAGUUCGAAUGAGAUCAUCAUGACAAGUUCAGCGGGCCCAUACCAGCAGGAACCACUGACUCCCCCGAGACUUCACUCUUCUUCUUCUUCGUCCAUAACAUCCCCGUCAUCUUCUUCCUCUUCGCCCCUGAAGCCCAAUCAGGUGGGCCAGGUCAUCCUGUACGGUGUACCAAUUGUAUCGUUGGUUAUCGACAACAAUGAAAGACUUUGCCUGGCACAGAUCUCAAACACGCUCCUCAAAAACUACAGCUAUAAUGAGAUCCACAACCGGCGUGUGGCCCUGGGCAUCACCUGCGUUCAGUGCACCCCAGUUCAGCUUGAGAUCCUCCGCCGGGCCGGUGCCAUGCCCAUCUCCUCACGCCGCUGCGGCAUGAUCACUAAGCGAGAAGCUGAGCGUCUCUGCAAAUCUUUUUUGGGGGAGAACAUUCCGCCCAAACUUCCAGACAACUUUGCCUUUGACGUGUCACAUGAGUGUGCAUGGGGUUGCCGUGGUAACUUCAUCCCGGCGCGUUACAACAGCUCCCGAGCCAAAUGCAUCAAGUGCUCUUUCUGCAACAUGUACUUCUCCCCGAAUAAGUUUAUAUUCCACUCCCACCGCACUCCAGACGCCAAGUACACCCAGCCAGAUGCUGCAAACUUCAACUCCUGGCGACGACACCUGAAACUCUCUGACAAGCAUCCGCCUGAUGAAUUAGUUUAUGCCUGGGAGGACGUGAAGGCCAUGUUCAACGGAGGUAGCCGGAAGAGAGCCCUGCCGUCUGCUCCUCAGUGUCCCUCCAUGGGCUCCAUGAAAAGUCUCCCGGGUUCAGUGAUGCCUCACCUAAUGGGUGCUGACUUGGGUGCACAGAAGAGAGCACACUUUGAUGAUGACGAGGAGCUUGAUAGUGCUGGAUUGUCACCUCGUAAAACGCCGCGCAGCUACCCUGUGAUACCCGUCCCGAGCAAAAGCUUUGGAAUGCUCCAAAAGUUUCCUCCCACAUCCCUGUUUCCCUCACCAUACCCCUUCCCAGCUUUCGGCAUCUGUCAGCAGAAAAAAGAGGACAGUGAUUUGUCUGCUGGACAUAAAGGAGCAGGCUUGUCCAGUCUAUUAUGGCCUGGGCGUAAGGACACUUUUUACCCCCCUUUCUGCAUGUUUUGGCCUCCAAGAGCAGCUGGUGGAAUCCCCGUGCCCACAUACCUCCAACCUCAGCCAAGUGCCCUCUCAACCCUGGCAGAUAACCCCUCUCUCCGACAGGCUUUUCUGGACCUCUCAGACAGCGCUGAGCCUGGAGCCAGCAGUGGGAACGGUGUCGCGCUGGCACCUGGCAGCACUGCAGCCCCAAGAUCUGGUCUGUUUGACCCAGAGGGUACCAUGCUGAGCACUGACAUGCGUCCUGUGACAUCAGAGGGCUGGCUCAAACUUCUGGACAACCAAACGCUGCAGAGCAGAAAGCCAAAUUACGGCUCUGCUUUCCGCCCCGUUGUCAAGGAUGCAGAAGGCAUCGCUAAGCUUCAUGGCAACAGCGGCGUCAGCGUAGCAACGGACGACGAGUUUGGCACAGUGGUCAGCGGAGGGUCAGAGCGGCAUCACCGCAUGUCACCCAGCAGCAGCUGCAGCUAUGGAAGUGAGAGCGGCGGCGACGGAGAAGCCGAUGCUGUGGACAGCGAGGAGGAAGGAGAAGUGGACGUGGAGUCAUCCAAGCAGGAGGACGGAGAGGAAGACGCAGGCUUCACAAACGGCCUGCCACAGAGCAACCCAUACAUGCCUGGGCUGAGCGACACUUCACGGGAUGAGAGGGGAAAGGAGAGUGCUGCUCUGUACCCCAGUGUCUCUCCACGUUCCUCCUCAAACCCACCACAACAGGACUCGCCCAACCAUCCGCCGUCUCCUCCCAGCGGCCUCUCUCUCCCCAGCUCUUCGCCGCCUCACCAGGAGGACCGAACGUACAAAAAUGGCGACAAAAAUCGAGACGAAGGACUUCCUGCAUAUGUGACAAAAGACUCUGGAAUCUCUGAUGAAAACAAAGAGCAGAAUAGUUUCUUUGUAUCAGAGAGUGAGACACCGGCUCCGGACUACUGGAGGGAGAACUCAGGUGAUCAAAGCCAAGAUGCUGCCUCUCCUGUACCGCUGAAAAAGGAUGUGGAAAACAUGGAAAAAGAGGAGCUCCAGAAGGUCCUGCUCGAGCAGAUCGACUUCAGGAGGCGACUGGAGCAGGAGUUUCAUGCUCUGAAGGGAACCUCCCCCUUUCCUGUCUUUCAUAAUUUCCAAGACCAAAUGAAACGGGAGCUCGCCUACAGAGAAGAAAUGGUUCAACAGUUACAGAUGAUUCCGUACGCAAACAUCAUAAGAAAAGAAAAGAUCGCUCCACAUCUCACUAAGUGAAAAGGGAACAAGCUACCACAGAAGACAUCUGACAUUUCACCCGGGCAGCCAUUUUCCUUCUUUUUCUGGGCCACAACCAUUGACAAGAGUUGAUUUUAAAAAAAGUUUUUGUGCAGCACAAACUCUAAAACUGAAAGCUUUACCAGUCCAGGACCAAAGCAACAGUGGCAUCUGAGUACGUUUUAAUGGCAGCUGAAGAUUUCUUCAUGGAAAAAAAAAGAUCUUUUCUAAAUUCUGUGAAAGACAUCAGAAAGAAUGGAUUGUGUUUUUAAGGACUUGGACUGCUGGUGCAGAUCUUAUUGUAGAUAAAAGAGACCUGAGAUUGUUGCUGUUAUUACUAUUGUGAUUGUGUCGGCAUCGAACAAGGAGCAUAUUUAUUGCAUUUAUUUAUUUGCUGUGAUACCAUGCGUGUCAUCAUUGUUAUUAUUAAAAUGGAAAAUGUUACACACAUAGUUGUUUUGGUUGAACAAAAAAAAAAUCUGUCACGUUUCAGACAUAAAAUGAAAGUCUGAGCCUCGCAAAAUUGUACAUAAAUGUAAUAUACUGUAUUUGACUGGAUGUACAAAAUGUCAUGAGAGAAGAACUUCACUGUCUAUAUAUACGUACAUAUCUGUGCUUGUGUGUUUCUGUCUGUUCAUUUGAGUAUCCAGCCUUCAGCUCUUAAUUGUAAAAUAAUAUAUUUAUUACAUGGCAGUAUGAAACGGAAAUGAUGGUGUUAUUUGUGUCCACAUUUGGGAAAAAGACAACAAUAAACCAUUCGUUAUUAGAAAUAAAGAAUUGCUAAAUAAUAGUCAUUUAUGAAACAUUGCGCUUGUAAUUGUAAAUAUAAUAUGUUCUUGUUGUUUCUCUACUUUUUAUGUGCAAAUUAAAAUGUCUAUACAUCAAUUAUGAGAUCAAGUGAUGUCACCAUUUCCACUUAACCAAAUGGUUGCGAUAUAAAGGAUAUUAUUAAGCGGACAAGAGGAAGUACUCGAGAACUGAA